Molecule: messenger RNA, 2915 nt
Organism: Brienomyrus brachyistius
Lineage: Eukaryota; Metazoa; Chordata; Actinopteri; Osteoglossiformes; Mormyridae
Exons: 4
Coding region: 1109-2752 (547 amino acids)
Source: RefSeq, a predicted model, not a curated record
CAUUCCACUCAGCAUUUGGCCGCCGCUAAUAAAUGACUGAGAAAUCGUAGAAUAAUUUUAUUUUCUAAGCAACUUUUCUACAUGAGCGGCGUUUUCAACUGACUGAAGAAAGUAGAUUUUCUGUACGGUAAACUUCUUCCUGUGGAUUUUUAGAUUUACCUACGGUAAGUGUAAAAUGAAUCUUCCCCUUAUCUUUUCCAAUUAAUAAUUAUGAUCGGUGUAUGGUCAGUAACUCAAAUGCCAUGUAAACGCAAGAAUCCGACUGAGAUCGGCGUAUGAAUUAAGCGAUUAAGCGACCUAGGUCAUGCAGUAAUAUCCGGAUUACAUUUUAAAAUACCAGUGAAGCACAGAAUAAUAAUUGUUACAAUAACACCAGAACCCGUUUAGGGCGAAAGAAUAAAUCGUAUAAGCGGGAUGCACAGAAUAAACUGUAUACACAGCAUUGCAUAUGACGGAAUAAGCAGCAGGGCAGCGUCGGUUUUAUGUUUGAUUUUAUAAUCUUAUUACGCGCUAUAACCCGAGUAAUAAAUAUAAACGCACUUUUCGAUGACGGUAAAAACAUCAGAAAUAAUAGCUUUGGUGAUACAUUUGUAAGAGAAGUGCUCGUAAUAUACAGUAACUCCUUGGUUAAGUAUUAAAGGGGAAUAUUUCUGGAGCAUGCCUAAAGACCGCAGAAACUCGCAAACGUUAGGCAAAAUCGACAUGAUUUCGAUCGCGCAAAUAUUACUUUUGAUUAGUGUUUGUUAGUGUAACUGGAUACUAUAUCCUUAAUAUUUAAGGCUUCAGUCACGUACGUGUUCGUUUCUGACGAUGGAAUCUCGCACUUUUAAACUGCGGUUAAUUUGGCAUUAUUGCAGUUGAUGAGCCUAUUCAUGGUUGAUCGUGAUGUAAAUGACUGUUAUGCUUGCUGCAUUGUUCCUGGGUCUGAACACCACACACGUACGGUAAGAGGGGUGGGGCACAAGAUGCACUUGGAGAAAAUGUCCCUUACCAUACUCUUUAUUGAAAACGAGGUAAGGGCAUCGAAUCUCUGGAAAAAUAAAAUGUUUUGUUUUUUAAAAUAAUCUUGUAUGAUGUCCAUGUCGAUCUUUACUGGUUAGACCGGUUAAUGGAGACCAAGAGGCUCGAGUCUGCUGUCCGGCCAAAGCGGUCCGAGGCCACUGUACGGCAGAAGACGCCCGAGUCCACUAGCCAGCUGACCGAGUGCCCUUCCACAGCUCAGAGUCAUGACUAUCCCACAGAAUCACCUCUGACUGACUCUCCUGUGGACCUAGAGGGUUGGGUGCGUCUGUGGGAAAACCCCAACGGCAUCCCAUCAGCCGACAUUUCCUGGCUCAAAGAGGACACCGAAAGAGGGAUGUUCACACCCGUUCAAAUCUACAGAGACCACACUGGACACCUGAAGAGGCGACGGGUGAUGAAAUCAGACCGCAUGUGGUUUUACCCACCAGAGUGUCCUGGCUACGUCAGGGGUUCUCUGCCAAACCCGGACCUCUUCUUCCGCAGCCGCGUCUUUGUGUGGCGUCCUGUUGGAGUGUGGAGAUGCUCCCUGAAGUGUCCCCGAGGUGAAGCGUGUGUGGGAGCAGGACAGAAUGUUCACCUCUACAAGUCUGGCUUUCACCACCGGGUACGUCAAAUCUGCGAUGUGUCCAACUGGUACACAAUGCUGACGGAGGUCCUGUGUUGUGGACCGUGUACGAAGGCGGCCAGGAGGGGAGAUGGUGGCACCAUCGGUCGGUGGCUCGCAUGGGAUCCUGCUAUUUUGUCACAACUUAGCGAGGCUCAUCGAGCUCUGUUUCCUGCCAUUCUUACCACCAAGCGCGGUGUGGACAGGAAUGUCAUGCGUCUUCUGAGGCACCAGACAGAAGGAAACACCGUGGUCAAGGUGUGGCGGCAGAUACAGGAGUAUCACGCUGAAGGGUACCUUCGAUGCAUGGACCUCUACACCACGCUCCUUAUGCCUUUAGUGGAACCCGGAGGGAUCGUCUCAGCAUCGAAGCAGACGUUCAAGGCACCACCUCCUCAAAGAGAGAUUCCCUCUGCGCGUCUCUUGCGCCAUGCCAUCCAGCUGGCCGAGGCCGACAGUGGUCCUCCCUGCACCAGACUACCCCCGAUGGAAUAUGUGCCCACACCCAGCACAGCAGGCACAAAGGUGUUAAAGGGAAGGACAGAUGUGGUGAUGCCACUCUCCCAGUCUCAACCAUCACUGUCGGCACCGCUGAGACAAACCCCGCCCACUUCUACCAUCACCAGACCUGUGACCUCCCUCUCUGCAUCUACAGCAGCUCCUCUGAUUGCUGGCCCCUCCACACAGCCCAUAAUGCUCGCCAGUCAGUCAGCUCUCGUGAUUCCUGUGUUUGCUGGCCCCCCCAUUAGGCCCAUAACGCCCACCAGUCAGUCAGCUCCUGUGACUGUUGCUCUGCCCACAUCAGUCUGUCCAUCUGUGCCCAUGAUGCCCGCUUGUACGACUGUAAGCACAAGCCACAGCACUGGCCGUCCUUCAGCCUGGGCGAGAGCGACGCAGUACAAGCGUAAGCUGAAGGAAGCCCCCUCAGGUGCUGGAGGGAAACUGUCACGGAUUCAAAAUCUCCCUGUUUGUACACUCUGCGGCCAACCGACCCAGGGACACAAGAAGUACAAAAAAAAGAGUUUCUGUCCGGUAAAAAUGAUGUCUCCAUCUAAAGGUCUGAGCAGCAGAGUGUAUGCUAGUUACGAACACUUUACCUCUGUUGUCGACGACUUGCAGGAAUGAGGUGUAGCUCCUCUUGUCCCCUUGGAGAUCGCCAAAUGUAAAUAGUUUUUUAGAACAUAGUUUAUUAAACCACGUUCAGGGUUUUUUGUUAAUUGCCUUAGCUGUAGUGUUGUGGUGUUGUCAAGAAUUUAUUGUAAAGGUAAAUAACAGUAUUUUUUUUUUU